AUUGGAGCCUUGUGCCAUUGUUUGUUUGGACAACGCGUCGUGUGCCUUUUAGUGUUUACCAAGCAUGCCAAAGUUGGACUGCAAACCGCAAGGAACGCUGCAUGGUGGUGGUUGCUUUAGAGCCAGACCAUUCCUUCCUGCUAAGCUAUCUAGGAACACUAAAGCGCGUGCUUCCGUUAGGAAACCCGCAGAAGCUCCGGUCCCAGACCAGUCAUUUGGGCUUGUGGCGAGGAAUGCGGAGCUCUUUCGCGGGUUGCCGCUGUAUGCUGGAGGCCUUGGAGUCGCGUCCUUACUAUUAAAUCGAACACUUUCAGGAAUUGCGCCUAUCGUCGACGCCAGCAGCAGUCAAAGCCGCGCAGACGUCCUUGGAAUUGUUCUAUCGGCCGUGCUGCUGCUGACCGGGCUUCAAUGGCUAUCGCUCAAACCCAAAACGUUAGAUGUGGUCGAACUGGAUGGGACAGUAAUCGAUUAUGUCGAUCCGGGACUGAAACCGAACACGGCGCUGGUCCGUGAAUUCCGUUGGGUGCGAGAUGCCAUGUUCAAGGCGACGCGCUGCAAGUCGCUGGUCCUUAUUUACAAGGGGCGUAACCUUUUCCACUUCGGCUAUAGCCUACGCGGCCAUAAACCCGGCGAGGCAACCGCCGGCGACAUAUGCAACCAGGCCAUGCGUGAGGGCCAGGGCACCUACCUGCCCAACCUGCCCCUCUACCCCGGCCGCCCCGAGUUCACAGCCUUCCUACCGGCCUCCACGGCGGGGGUGGCGCUGCAGCCGCUGGGGCCGCACGGCGUGCUGGUGGCGGGUACGGACACGGUGCGGGGCUUCAGCAGCCUGGACCAGGCGUGGUUGGCGGCGCUGGCGGACAAGCUGGAGGUGGAGCUGGG
Molecule: messenger RNA, 882 nt
Organism: Astrephomene gubernaculifera
Lineage: Eukaryota; Viridiplantae; Chlorophyta; Chlorophyceae; Chlamydomonadales; Astrephomenaceae
Source: the annotation of a GenBank genome assembly